Messenger RNA from Closterium sp. NIES-65, 930 nucleotides. Lineage: Eukaryota; Viridiplantae; Streptophyta; Zygnematophyceae; Desmidiales; Closteriaceae. The record is from the annotation of a GenBank genome assembly.
AUGGCUACCCCCAGGGUUCUUACCUUUGAUACUGAGGGUUGUGCUGUUGACUUUGAUGUCUGGGUCGAUGACCUCCAGCUGUUCCUACAGUGCGAUAGGGCAGACGGACUCUCCCUGUUUGAUUUCACCUCUGGUGCCUCCCCUGCCCCGCCUGCUACUGCUGACAGCACUGAGCGCCUCCUAGCAGUAGAGAAGAGCAUAGUCGCUGUAGGAGGGGGUGGGGGUGGUGGUGGUGGUGGAGGUGGCGGUGGCAGUGGAGGGGGUGGGGGUGGUGGUGGGAGUGGUGGCGGGGGUGGAGGCGGCGGUGACAGCAGUGGAGGCGGAGGAGGCGGCGGUGGUGGCGGAGGGAGCGGAGGCGGCGGAGGUGGCGGAGGUGGCGGAGGCGGUGGAGGCGGCGGCGGCGGCGGAGCUGGUCGAGACUAUGCGCAGAGGAGUGCGUCCGGUGGUGGUCCGCGCCAGCAGCAGCAGCGCAGUCGUGAGACCCUGUCCCCUCAGCAGCUUCGUGAGUGGUAUGCUGCGCGUCAGCGCGGUGGGGGUACUGGUCCCUGCAUUUACGUCCUCCGUACCGGCGACCGCGCUGGUGGGCAGUGCGGGGGCCCGCACUCCACUCAGCGCUGCUUCGGCCGCCUGACGGACGCGUGGCGUCACCAGUUCCCUGAGGCCUCGGAGAUACCUCGCUGGGGAGAUCUGUCUAGGGCGGGGGUUGCCAUCUUUGAUCUUGACUAUGAUGCUAUUCUUGCUGCCAUGUAUGCUGUAUCUACUAGUGAGGAGGGUGACUGUGACCUGUGUGUUCCGCCUGACCCGGAAAUUGAGGCUGCUGCUCUAGGUGCUGGUAAGGCUGCUGCUCCAGGUGCUAGUGCGUCUGCUGCCCCAGGUGCUGGUGAGUCUGCUCUCUCAGGUACUACACCGCUCCACGCUUACGCCACUUAG